This is a messenger RNA of Paramisgurnus dabryanus, 4936 nucleotides long. NCBI's taxonomy places the organism in Eukaryota, Metazoa, Chordata, Actinopteri, Cypriniformes, Cobitidae. The record is from RefSeq and is a predicted model, not a curated record.
AGACAUAUAUUAUACAUUUGAUUUAUUCUUGUUUACUUUAAAAUUGAUUGAUGAUAUCAGUCAGUAAAUCAUUUGCUGAUAUGAAGCAUUUCUACCAUUUUUUUUUGUGUGAAUUUUAGUAAUUUCUGCUGUCUUAACUGCUGUACGCUUUCAUCAGACUAAUUAAAUAUUUGUAUUUUUUACAUUUCUGUAACACAACAAGACUCUUUAAAAUAAAUGAGUAAACCCAAAUUGUGUGACACAUUCGCAGGACAUAAAACACGCGUUUACAAUUUCCAAACAGUUGCAACGAAUAUCUGAUGCAACAUUAACUUCUCUCAUAUAAGCAUCGACAACCCUGCUCUUAAAAUAUGAGUAUCGGCCAUUGAAAGACCCAUAUCAUUUAGCCACUUAUAGAAACAACAGUAUUAUAUUCCCAGAGGAUCAUCCUGUCAUUUUUUGAUGUGUGUCAUCCUCAACAGAAUCAAUGAGAGCUGAAUGAGUGAAUGAGAGAGAGAGAGGGAGAAAGAGAGAGAGAGAGACUGCAUACUGCACUCUCAUUCGUUGCUGUUCUUCCUAAUUGGAUCAAGUGCAGACUUGUCUGGCUCUGUGCUUUGUGUUGGGAGUGAGAGAGGAGAGCGAUACCAGACAAAUGAGAGAGAGAGAGCGAGGGGAGGGGUGUGUGGGCAAUCUUCACUCACAUCUCUGUUCAUCCUGCACGAGAGUCUUUAGCAACCGGCUUUUACUCUGCUCAGAGGAGUCGGGGCUUUGAUCCCACCGGCACCUGACGCUAUCGGAUGAUUCAGCCAUUUUCAGCUGCUGUUGGCAGAUUCGUGAAAGCCUGAACUUGCUCCCCUCCUCCAGCCCUGCCCUCAGGUGAGUGCCGCACUCUCUCUCCGGACCUCUCUGCCUCGUUCUGAGGUGGGAUCCACCCUCGGGCUACCGCAUGCAUCUGUCUCUGGAGCGCAUGCCUUAUUUAUAGACGCUCUGCUUCUGUGUUGUUUUUGCCGCUCCGUUGGAGAACGUGAGAACAAACCUGGAUGAAAGAAAUUAGAGCCACGGAAGCACUUCCUCUUUAGUUACAAGGUUAGUCUUCUGAGCGUCGUGUCCAUCAGAGUCCCUUCCCCCUCGCUGGUCAUCUGAUAAUAGAUAGAACACUUCAUGAGGCAGCAUGCUUAACUCCGCAGCGCUAGAAAGACAUCUGGACAGCUGCAUUUGAGAGCUGGGACGACAGAGAGAUGAAGUCGGAGGCUACGGAGGACAUCUCGGCCGGACUCGCAUCUCAAGAGGCACUUUCAGAGGUCUUGUCCGAGGUCGCCGCAAAAGAGACGGCCCAAGGUGAGCAGGAGGAGGAGAACCCAGGAGGGGACGGUGACAGCGACAGCACCGAUCACGGUUGUCCGGGAUGCUUGCCUUUAACUGUGUGCUGCGUCUGCCUAGAGCUUGAGCACGUGCGUAACUGCGUCCGCUCUGAAAAAAUUUGCAUCCUGCCCAUCCUGGCCUGCUUGCUGAGUCUGGCCCUCUGCACGGCCGGACUCAAGUGGGUCUUUGUGGAUAAGAUCUUUGAAUACGAGCCACCUAGCCACCUUGAUCUCAAGCGCAUCGGACAGGACCCUAAUUUAUAUUUAGACCCCACUCUAAAUACUUCAUCAGUCUCGCCCCCCAACCUCACCUCCACCCCGACAACUCCAAACGUCCAAGGACAGCCAAACGUGUUUGUGGAGGGUGAAUCCACGGGCGGACCAUUCGUGCCCCCCUCGCCUAAGGUGCUUGUUUUUACCUCCACCCCAUCAGUGACAAUUCGCACAAACCCUGCAUCUCCACCCAUCCCCAAGAGCACCUUCAGACCGGCUAAGAAUGACACCCUAAUCCAAUAUCCAUCCCAAACUCUGGAAUCUAACGAUAUUAUUCCCAGAACCUCGGCCACCAGCACCACAACAUCGGCAAAGACCUCGAGUCACGUGACCCGCUGCAGCGAGAGCGAGAGGAACUACUGCGUGAACGGAGGAGAAUGCUUUACACUGGAGGUCACACCCGGAAACAUCAGACGCCUCUGCAGGUGCCUUCCAGGAUACACAGGGGACCGCUGUCAAACCCGAGACCCUGUGCGAGUCAUAGACCAGAAACAAGCUGAGGAGCUCUAUCAGAAACGUGUUUUGACAAUAACAGGCAUCUGCAUCGCUCUCCUAGUAGUUGGCAUCAUGUGUGUGGUGGCUUACUGCAAAACAAAAAAACAGAGGAAAAAGCUGCACGAUCGGCUGCGGCAGAGUUUACGAGAGCGCAACGCUGCGGCUAAAGGCCCUCCCAAUCCCCCACCCGAAAAUCUGCAACUGGUCAAUCAUUACAUGGCAAACAGUGCUGUUCCUCCUCAUCUUCAUGCGAUGGAGAAAGAAGCAGAAACAUCUCUCUCUACAAAUGACUUCAUCACUUUAACACAUCUGUCCACUUCUGUCACUAAUUUCUCCAGCUCAUGCUGGAGUAAAACAGAGAGCGUGGAUUCGGACAGUCAUACGGUGACGGUGAACACAUCGGUGGAGAACUGCCGACAUCAUGUUGCACCUGUACAGAGAGGCCGUCUGAACGCUACUGGAGGUUCACAUCAGAACUCCAGAGAAGCUCAGAUCUCCUGCAGUGAGAGGUACGUCCCAGCCAUAACAACACCCAUCCGCCUGUCACCCGUGGGGCCUCUGUCUCCUGUGACGCCCUCCUCGCCGCCUUCCGAGAUGUCGGCUCCUCUCUCCAGCCUGGCGACCUCCAUCCCUUCCAUGGCGACCAGUCCCUCCGGAGAGGACGAGCGCCCCCUGCUUUUCCGGACGCCUCCGAUCAUGCGCGACAAAUCGGCUUCGAACCAGGCCCGGAGGUCGGGCCACAAUCUCCGUAACUCUGCCCACUACAAUCACGGCCUCGACCUGCUGAGCCCUCCGGCCAGCCCUCUGCACAUCGAAGAGGACGGAGGGACCGAAAGUUCGCACAACCCCAGCGAAAGAACUCAACAGAUCGUCCGGGCGGCCGAAGAGUCGUCAGAGCCCGGCAGCGGCAGUAACUCGGCGAGCAGCAGCUCGGAAAGCGAGGACGAGGACACGCCGUUUCUCGGCUUGCAAAACCCGCUCUGCGGGUCCGCGGUUCUGGACGGGCUGGAGGGUAACAGAACUAACCCUGUACUACACCUGUCACCACAGGAACACCUGCAGAGCAGACUAACUAGUGUCAUGGUCAACCAAGAUCCUAUAGCCGUGUAAAACUAAACAGAUCACCACUAAACCUUUAUUUUCUAUAAUUAGGUAUUUGAGGAAAACUAUUUUAUUUUAGCGAAACAGAGACUUUUAUAAACUCGAUGUAUGAAAAAUGUGUUCAUGUUAUUAUGUUGUUAUUAUUAAAAGUGCCAUUCAUGUGUAGCUGAGGUCACAGUAUUUCAUUAGCAGAAUAAAUAUAAUCAAAAUGGUGCCUUUUCAUUUAAGUUGGGAAAAAGAAAAAACGGAAAAAACUGCAUUAUGCCACUGGGCCAUAUAUUCACCACCAAAUAAAUAUGUGUGUGUCUGAAAAAGAAACUCCACCAGCACUCCGUGUAGGAAUAGUAAACAAACCAAAUGGUCACUUUGGUAAAAAUGUUUAUUUUUAUUGAAACUGAUCAUUAUUGUAUUCCUACAUUGUGGCUGUAAAUCUGAAUGUAAGUCGAUCUACUGCUGCUCAUUAGAGUUUAUUAACACUUGCUAGAAAAGUGCUAAGAAAUACUAAAACUAUUCACAAAAUCAGCUAUAAGACAAACAUAAUCACAUUAUUGUCUUUUAUAUCAUAGUGAAUUUUGAUUUCGUCAUAUGACUGAAUAUAUGGCUCAUUGUAUCCAUCACAUUCAUUGGCUUUGGUGUAAAAGUUAAUGCAGCAGUUGUUUGAAAAGUGCAAAUUGUUUCAUUCAGAAGAUAGAAAGAGAUUUUUUUAUUCGUUUUUUUUAACAUUCAUCUUUUGUUAUCCAUGUAGACUGUUACAUUAUAUUCAGAGUGUGUUCAUGUGUGCGUCCAGUAUUUUACAUUCAGAUGAGGGCUCUGCUGUUUGCUUUCACAGAUUACUACAGUAACUUGCGUCAUUUCACCACCAUCUCUUCAGCUUGAUCUCAAUACAACACAUAUAUAUAUAACCUGGAGCAGUGAAUUUCUCUUCCAUUAAAAGAUUUUAUUUAUUUUCUUUAUUUAUUUGUUAUUUAUUUAUUUAUUAUCUGAUCUUGGCCUUAUGUAAUCUUCUAUAUUUUAAUAGCGAUGAUAUUAUAAUGUUUUUUUCCGUCACUUAAUAAUAUUUCUGUGCAGCAUUCUGUCAUUCAAAACAAUAAAUGUUCACCUUGAAAAAAUGCUGAUUGUAAAUAAUAUAAAACAAGCUGAUGAACAGCCCGAGUCUUCAUGUAAAUAUCUUCUGAUGUUUGAUUUUCGAUAUUAUGUCAGGACAGAUGAUGAGCACCAUCAUGCUUACGUUUGUUAUCAGCAAUUUAUUUACUGUUUGCAUAAAAUUGUUUGCAGAAAUAUUCAAAUGAAGGCAUUUUCUCUGAAUGCAUCGAUGUUCAAGCGUUUUUGGAUUAUUGUUUGACCACCACACAAUGUUCAUGAAUCAGAUGAACAGAUAACUGUCCGUAACUAAGAAGAAGAAGAUGAAUGUGUUGAUCUCAAAGCAUGAGGACAAACACAGGCAUGCCACAUACAAACAAGCUUGUUCGUCAUGACCACAACCUAACUGAGAAAUAAUAAUGCUGCUCUUGUGUGACAAACUCUAUAAAAUGUCUGGACGAUACGUGUGAUAGCUUUACAUUGUGUUUCAUGUCUUUCUUUUCACCUUCAGUGUUGCUUCAAACUAAUUGUAAUCUGUUAGGUUUAAAAGACGUGUCAGCAUUUGAUCAAACUGAAAAACUUUAGUCAUUUACACUUGAGUUGCACACGUUGUAAUGUAUGUGUUGUCUGCCUCCCGACCUAUACUU